GCUGUCGGCCGGCCGCAGAUCGGUCGCCGCUCAGCCGCCGCGCCGCGCCGGACCGCCACAGGUUGGCGCCGCGGGCCGGCGCGGUGCUGCGCGCGCGGCCGCCGCUCCUCGCCAUGAGACGCCGCCGCGGCCGUGGCCAUCGAUUUCCGUCCGGGCGGCGGUCAGCUGGUGGCGGCGGCGGCCGUCGGGCGGCGCUGGCGGCGAGCACAGCUGGCCAGCUGCCGAGAUGGCGAGCGUCGAGCAGCUGCUGCUGGCCGCCCUCUGGACGCCGCUGGCCGCUGCGCUCAGCACCAGGCCGGACUCCACUCCGAGCCAGCCGUCCUCACCGCCGCCGGCCUCCAACAGCUCCGAGGAGGCGGGUGCGCCGCGGGUGGAGGCGGCCAGAGAGACCCAUAUGGCGGCGGCGGCGGCGGCCGGCAAGUCAGCCUCUCAUCCGCUGCUCACGCUGACACUGGUGCUGGCGCUGUGUUUUGUCAGUGCUGCUGCCGCCUUCGGACUGCGACGCGUGCUCCGGCGAGCCUUCUUCAAAGACAGGACGGGAAGUUAUCGUUAUUUCAAAGUGAACCAAGAAGACGACGGAGAGUUGAUGGCAGUUGACGGCGGGUACCACGUGGCUCUGGAUGAUUCCAGCGAAGACGAGCUGGGUCCAGCGCGGCUUCCGGUCAACACACCGGAAACGGCGCAGGUGCGGCGAAGUUGUCUGUCUCCGCCGCCAGAGGCCAAGUCUCUGCUGAUAGAGUCCUCUGAUGAGGAGCUCCUUCAGUGAACAAUUGAGGAUUGGGUUCUUUGGCGUACCUGCUCUUCUUGCACAUGUCAAAAACCAAUAUUUUCGUGCGCUAUAGUAAUACGAAAUCAUUGAUAGUUUAAAUGCACAAGUGUAUAUAUCAGCACAAUUAUGCCUACAGUUCGUUUGGAAAGCUGUUCAAGAGACAGGGUCUCAACAUAAUUACAGACGUUCUUUGUCCUUAACACCCUUGGUUUUCACCUACAGUCGGUACAUUGUUCUGUGGAUGGGCUACUUAAGGGCCCAAAAUGUAGGUAUGCAUAAAAAAUACAUACCUCCGUUUCAUCAAGCACAAGACAAAUCUGCAAAAAUGAUACGUUUCCUGUCUCUAAGACACUGGUCUAUACGUACGAUUUACUUUAUAUUUUAGAUCGUAGACGCUGGUACCUGCAACUUGUAAGUUUGGUACGCAAGGUAAAAAUUUGCUGAAAUGCGGGAACCGUAAUGGAAUAUAAUAUGGGAAUGUUAGGAACAUAAUUCAUGCGAUCAUGAUCUAAAUAUACUACAUAAGAAACACCAUGGAGUCAUGACUAAGAUGGUGAAGUCAAUGACUUUUUACCUGUGGUAGUGUAGCAGGUUUACUUCAUCGUGUUUUUUUCCGAUUUACGGGAAACUCCACUGGAAUACUGAAAGAUAUCGUUUGUACAUAUAACCAUAGAAGUUAGAACGUUUCGUACGGGUAGUCGCUUAGCCGGUGCACAAUGUACAUACAUAUAUCGCUGAAUGAUGAGGCCAUGAGAGCAAUUCUGUCUGUGGUGCACCCGUUUAUUUUAUAUGUUUUGAUGUGACUCAUGUAGCGUCUGCUGGCUGCCGAGCUCAUAUUGCGCUGAGCUGUUCAAAAGUCCUAAAAUGAGCAGCUGAUGUAUCGCCUGGUGUCUAGCCGAGGGUGACGUGCGACUGACUGAUUGGACGGACGCUAUUCUGAGCCUGAGCGGUGUGGCGGCGGCUGAUGUGUGAUGUGUAGACUGUUGUUUGCGCGCAGAUGACGUGCUGUUGAUUGAUGUCAGCGUGACAUGUCGCCUGAUGUCCGCCAGCGGAUGAGGAGUCGUUGACUGAUGUGAACUAUUUGAUGGGUCUGGCCGGGCCAAUGAACGACAGCAGUGGUGGCUCACGUGUUGUCCCGAUCGUGACCAGUCCUAACAUACCAGAUCACCACGCCGUGCCGGUAGCUGACGAGUGUGUGUGAGCGCCUAUAAAAGAAUAUAUUUGUGGGUUUGAGCGUGAGUAUGUGUGUGCCACCUUUUAACUCGCUGCGGCCAAGGGUGAUGUCAAAAUAAUGCUGCUGUUCAAUACAAAAGAAAGACGCAAA
Amphibalanus amphitrite is the source of this 2093-nucleotide messenger RNA. RefSeq lists its product as uncharacterized. The transcript has 4 exons. NCBI's taxonomy places the organism in Eukaryota, Metazoa, Arthropoda, Thecostraca, Balanomorpha, Balanidae. The record is from RefSeq and is a predicted model, not a curated record. Bases 227 to 766 code for a protein of 179 amino acids.